AUGUACAGAGCAGUUCUGUUGGCUCUGCUGACCUUGUCGGCUUCGGCCAGACUUCAUGGCUUGGAGAAGAAGGUCACCAUCAACGAACUUGAACUCUUCAACGGUUUCCAGAACUUUACUAAAACGUACGUUUACAAGGUCCACAUUUCUUUAAAAUGUCAGAGGGCAGAUUAAGAAGCAGGGCCCAAUAUCAUCGUGAAGUUUUCUCGUAAAUUGGGAAAGAAUAAAGUUUUUGUUCUAGCUUUGAGGCCCAAUUUUAGACCGUUAAUGUAAUAAAUAAUUUCAUGUUUCAGUUUCGACAAGAACUACGCCUCUCUCGAGGAAGCCUUCCAACGUUACCAAGUCUACAAAGCCAAUCAACUCAGACUCCAAGAGCUCCAACAAUCCGAGCAAGGGACCGCCACUUACGGAGAGACCCAAUUCAUGGACCUAACUCCCGAGGAAUUCCGCACUUUCUAUCUUUCCAACAUCACCGUUGACUCUAUUCCCAUGAGAAAACUUACUGUUGAGGAACUGAAAGAGUUGAAGUCUGAUGCUCCAACUUCUUUGGAUCAUCGUCAGAAUGGUUUCGUGACCGGAGUGAAAGAUCAAGGAAAGUGUGGAGCUUGCUGGGCCUUUUCUGUGGUCGGGAACAUUGAGGGAUUGUGGAAAAAGAAGAGCGGAGACUUGGUCAGAUUGUCUGAACAAGAAUUGGUCGAUUGUGAUCGAAGAGACAAGGGAUGUCAGGGAGGAAACAUGCUGGUUACUUACUCGUAAGCCUUCUCCUAAUCUACAAGGUGGGAGAGGUUCGAACGGUCAAACGUGAUGCAAUUGCAUCUAGUAAGCGUUGAAAAUUCCGUCAAACAAAUUCUUCUCGACCGACAAUAGGGUUAUCUCGCAGAGAGAAAACGGAAAGUUUCUCUUUUGUUGCGCCCUAACUUUAGAUCACAGUAUCAUUAAAGAUUUGACGCUUUCUCUCCAGUAAGAUAAUUUUCUGCUCUCUACGUAAUCAGAGGAACACAACAAAAGUAUUUGAAAGCACUAACAUUCCUACCGAACGUUUCCAAAAAGCAUUAAGAACAGACUUUGACCACUCAAUCCUGUCCCCUACGCUAACACAGAAGUUUUGAAUUCCGAAUCAAAAUUUACCAUUUCAGUGAAAUCAUCCGUCUUGGAGGUCUUGUCAAGGAAGAGGACUAUCCUUAUAAGGGAAGGAACGAAAGAUGCAAUCUUGAAAGAAAUCAAAUCGUCGCUAAAAUCGACAGUUUUGUCCACAUCAACCAGAACGAAGAAACGAUUAAGCAAUAUCUUUAUGAGCACGGCCCAAUUUCUGUCGGAAUCAACGCGAAUCCACUUCAAUAUUAUUCGCGCGGAGUCUUCCAUCCAACCAGCUCCCGUUGCAGCCCGAGAGGACUAAAUCACGCAGUUACUUUGGUCGGGUAUGGAGUCGACGGAAAAGACCCAUAUUGGCUUGUCAAAAAUUCCUGGGGAACAAGAUGGGGGGAGAAUGGAUACUUCAGAAUCUACAGAGGCGCAAAUGUUUGCGGAAUUGCAGCUUUUGCUACAAGUGCUGUUAUCAAUUAA
Messenger RNA from Bursaphelenchus xylophilus (pine wood nematode), 1563 nucleotides. NCBI's taxonomy places the organism in Eukaryota, Metazoa, Nematoda, Chromadorea, Rhabditida, Aphelenchoididae. The record is from the annotation of a GenBank genome assembly.